AUGGGCCUUGUGGGCCUAGAGCCGCUGCUGAGCGAAGCCGUCUCCAUGCAAAGGAUCGUCCCCGUGUGGAGUCUCCCUGUGACUGUCACCAGGAGCACCGACCUCAGGAGCACUCGCCCCAGCAACAGCCCCCCUGCCCCGCCCCCCGCGGCCAGCGGCUGCCAGCGCGCAGGCGCGGAGCCUCCCGUCGUCGCGGCGAACGCGCGCGUCCCUCCCCGCGCCCGGGAGCGCGCACGCCGCGGCCGGGCACGCGCACGCCGCCGCGCCCCGCCCCCACGGCGCGGCGAGCCCGAGGCCCCAGGGCGGCGGGUCCCGGUCCGGGCGGGCCCGCGGCGCGCGGAGAUGGAGGCCGGGCCGCGGCCGCGCCGGGUGCUGCGCUCGCUCAACUCGCGCGAGCCGGCCCAGGUCAUCUUCUGCAACCGCAGCCCGCGCGUCGUGCGGCCGCUCUGGCUCAACUUCGACGGCGAGCCGCUGCCCUACCCCACGCUGCCGCCGGGCACCGGCCGCCGCAUCCACAGCUUCCGCGGUCACCUGUGGCUCUUCAGGGACGCGGGCACCUACGACGGGCUGCUGGUGAACCAGACGGAGCUGUUCAUGCCAUCUCUCAAUGCGGACGGGCAGCCCAUCUUCGCCAACAUCACGCUGCCAGUGUACACCCUCAAGGAGCGCUGCCUCCAGGUGGUCCGGAGCCUGGUCAAGCCCGAGCAUUACCGGAGCCUGGACAUCGUGCGCUCCCUCUACGAGGACCUGGAGGACCACCCGAACGUGAGGCGGGACCUGGAGCGGCUGACCCAGGAGCACCUGGAGAGCCAGCAGCGGGAGGACGAGCCGCAGGACGGGCCCUGAGCCUGGACAGGCCCCCCCUCC
Sorex fumeus (smoky shrew) is the source of this 867-nucleotide messenger RNA. RefSeq names its product von Hippel-Lindau tumor suppressor (gene VHL). The transcript is spliced from 4 exons. The coding region runs from base 1 to 846 and encodes 281 amino acids. Lineage: Eukaryota; Metazoa; Chordata; Mammalia; Eulipotyphla; Soricidae. The record is from RefSeq and is a predicted model, not a curated record.